Molecule: messenger RNA, 2937 nt
Organism: Boleophthalmus pectinirostris (great blue-spotted mudskipper)
Lineage: Eukaryota; Metazoa; Chordata; Actinopteri; Gobiiformes; Gobiidae
Gene: slc26a11
Product: solute carrier family 26 member 11
Exons: 15
Coding region: 329-2056 (575 amino acids)
Biological process (GO): transmembrane transport
Cellular component (GO): membrane
Molecular function (GO): secondary active sulfate transmembrane transporter activity
Source: RefSeq, a predicted model, not a curated record
ACCCACUUUAGUCAUAUGACCGCAGUCACGUGAUCUGCCAUAAGCAGCUGGCUACAGCACAGACUGUGGUUUAUGUCAGAGGAAGUUGCAAAAAGAAUCGGAAAAUCAAAGCCAAAUGUGUGAAUAAUGCAGACACUGAGGACACUGUGCACGAAAUUUGACCAAUAACCAAGGUCACGCAACAUGGAUCGCCUAGCACUUUUGGAUCUACCACACUUUGAGAAAUUAUCAAUGUGACAUGCUGCUGGAAAACAUUAAUAAUCCUUUGUGGAAAAUGCGCUAGUGUGGAAGUUAUAAGGAGGACAUUUGAGUUCAUUGAGCCAGAACAAUGGAUGAGCGUUUGCUGAGUACAGCCUCUGCCCCGCGAUGCUGCUCCUUUAACACAGUGAAGCCAUGGCUGCCCAUCCUGACCUGGCUCCCAAAAUACAACCUCAAAUGGCUGCAGAUGGACGUGUUAGCGGGACUGACUGUGGGACUGACCACUGUUCCACAGGCUCUAGCCUACGCGGAUAUAGCAGGACUCCCAGUGCAGUUUGGCCUAUACUCUGCCUUCAUGGGGGGCUUCAUUUACAUGUUACUGGGGACGUCUAAAGACGUGACGCUGGGUCCAACAGCCAUCAUGUCCCUCCUGUGUUUCUCUGUGGUGGGAGGGGAGCCCCAUAGCGCCGUGCUGCUCAGUCUGCUGUGUGGGCUCAUCCAGGCGGCCAUGGCCCUACUCAGAUUAGGCUUCCUCCUAGAUUUCAUUUCAUAUCCAGUCAUAAAAGGAUUCACAUGUGCAGCAGCAAUUACAAUUGGCUUUGGCCAAGUCAAGAAUAUUUUGGGACUUCGUGGUGUGCCCUCUCAGUUUGUCCUGGAAGUUUAUUACACUUUUGCCAAACUCCCAGAAGCCAGAGUUGGUGAUGUGAUCCUGGGUCUGGUGUGCCUCACUUUUCUGAUCACUCUCACGUUUAUGAAGAGGACUCUGCCAGAGGACGCUGCUCCCACGAUCAGCAGAGCAGCCAGAAAAGUCAUUUGGACUAUUGCUACCAUGCGUAAUGCGCUGGUUGUAGUAGGUGCAUCAGUCGUGUCUUUUUCCUGGGAGGCUUACGGUUAUGAUGUUUUUACAAUCACUGGAAAAACUGCUCAGGGACUGCCCCCCUUCAGACCCCCUCCUACAUCUGACACCACCGCCAAUGGCACCAACGUCACUUUUGGAGAGAUGGUACAGGACUUUGGAGGAGGGCUUGCUGUCAUUCCAUUCAUGGGUUUGCUAGAGAGCAUUGCAAUUGCAAAAGCAUUUGGCAGUAAAAAUGGUUACAGAAUAGUAGCAAACCAGGAACUAUUGGCCAUCGGUUUAACGAACAUCAUGGGCUCCUUUGUGUCUGCCUACCCGGUCACUGGCAGCUUCGGCAGGACCGCUGUGAACUCUCAAACAGGAGUGUGCACACCAGCAGGGGGCAUCAUCACCAGUACAGUAGUGCUUCUCUCUCUGGCCUUUCUCAUGCCUGCCUUUUACUACAUCCCCAAAGCCUCUCUGGCCGCUGUGAUUAUUUGUGCUGUGACUCCUAUGGCCGACUACAAAAUUGUGAUGAAGAUGUGGAAGAUUUAUAAGCUUGACCUGCUUCCUUUUGGAGUAACUUUUUUUGUAAGUUUCUGGGAAGUGCAGUACGGCAUCAUUGCUGGUAUAGCAGUGUCUGGAGCCUUGCUGUUGUACAACUCAGCAAGACCUCAAAUAAAGAUGUUUGAUCAUGACACUUUAGUUCUGGAGCUAAGGAGUGGACUGAGUUUUCCUGCUUCGGAGUAUCUGAGCAACUUCAUAUACACGAAUGCCCUCCAAGCCUCUCCGCCUCGGUCGGUGGUGCUGGACUGCCAUCACGUCAGUGGGAUCGACUACACUGUGGUCAAUGAGCUCACAGACCUGCUCCGACAAUUCAAAGUGCUGGGGGUCCAACUGGUCUUUGCCAGAUUAGAGCCCUCAGUUUUGAAGGUGCUACUUGCUGCAGGUGUCCAGGACCUAAGAUACAGAGACAGUGUCGAAGAUGCACUUCAGGAGUCACAGAACCUUCACUCAGACUGACCAGAGCUUCACAGGUGAAGGCCACACGGAGGAGAGUAAAUGGGGACAUUUUUAUCUAUAUAACUUUACUGUGAUAAAACUCACACCACCUCCAACUUUGUACCAGGACAGAGAACUUUUUUUUUUACCUUUUUAACCACAUUUUUAUUAAGAAGAGACCAAAUGUUUUGUAAUUAUGCUUUUGUUUCUUUGUAAAACAUAUACAUUUAGAAUUGUGCUAUUUUUAUGAUGACACUAAUAAUUAAUUGUUGAAUGUUUUUGAUAAAUUAUGAUUUUAAAACAAAAUUAUAAAACAAAAUUUAAACACAAUUACAGAAUAAAUGUUUUAAAUUGAAUUAAUGUUGUGCUUGUGAGUCAUAAAAUUGCUUGACACAAUUAAUACAUAAUUUUAUUUUAAACAUUACAUAAUUAUUGUUAUUAACCAUGCUAAUCUACCAAAAAAAAAGAAAAGAAAAGAAAAAAGGUUAGUUAUUUUGUUCCAAACCUCCUUAAAUGGAGGAGGUUUUUGUCAGGAAGGGCAUCUGAGAACCUUUUAGCAUAAUCAGAAUAAGUUUUAUUGCCAUUGUCAGUGAACAGUGAAAUUCACUUGCUUCUGUGUAAUGGUGCAACAUUAAACAAAUAAUAAUAUGGUAAAAUAAAAUAAAAAUUAAUUAAUUAAAUUGUGUGUUUUAAGUGACACUAACUGGCGUUAUAAAGUGACAGGGGUAAUAGAGUAUUGCACCCUACUAGGCUGGGGACUGGCAUAAACCACAUUUAUAUAUUUUUUCCAACAAAUCUUUCACCUGACUUUACAUAAUAUUGGUUUUCAGAUAUUGUUUCCCAAGAAUAUGACAUCACAAUUUCUGAAUUUGCAAUUUUUUUAUAUUCAAGUUUCACAUUUA